Cloeon dipterum is the source of this 2851-nucleotide messenger RNA. RefSeq lists its product as uncharacterized. Lineage: Eukaryota; Metazoa; Arthropoda; Insecta; Ephemeroptera; Baetidae. The transcript is spliced from 7 exons. Gene Ontology annotation, cellular component: mitochondrial outer membrane. Gene Ontology annotation, biological process: mitochondrial protein catabolic process; mitophagy by internal vacuole formation. Bases 447 to 2675 code for a protein of 742 amino acids. The record is from RefSeq and is a predicted model, not a curated record.
CUCAUUGAGGUCAGACUCGCCCGUGCCUCCGUCGCGAGCGGUGUGUGUUCGUACCUGAGCGUCUGGUGCUUGUGCCGUGUGUGCUUAAGACAGUAUAUAGAGACUGGUUGUUGGUUUGGAACGAAUUGCAAUAUUGGCAACCUGCUAGGAUUUGAAUACUUGUGUCUACAGAGUGCUUUAAGGACUUUACAGGGACAGGAACUGACAUUUCUCUUGGACCUACGAAAGACAGUGCCAAAACGAAAGAAGAUUCAACCUUUGACGCAUCCAGUGUCUACCGUAUUCACGGGUUGUGUCGUUUGUUAUAAGAACCUAUGAUUUUUGGUAUGAAUACCAUUGUCAUCAAAACAAAAUUCAACAACCAACCAAAAAUCGAGUAGCUAUAUAUAGGAUCUAACGCCUUUGACGAUUGUCCUGUGUCUACAACCCUCAAGAGCAAGUCCGCGAUGAGCGGCAAGAAGAAGUAUUUCCACAGCGUCAGCGCGACCAGCGGCCACAGACGCAUGCUGCCUCCGCCGCCGCUGUGCAAGCAGUACAGCCUGCCGACGGCCAACUCGACCGGCUCAUGGAGCGUCGAGGACAGCUGUGACGCGUCGUCCACGGGCUCCACCGGUGGGUUCUCCGAGCUGGAACGUGGAGAACGUAUCAGGCCCGAGCGCCGUGUUGGCCGGAGCAACGUGCAGAAGAUGUUCCAGGGCGGCCGGCAAGGCAAUCAUGACGACUCCAACGUCCGCUACUACCAGCAGAUCGACUCGAGGAUCAACAGCAUGACCAUCGCAGACGUCAGCCCCAGGGUGGCGGUCAAGCGGAUCAUCCUGCUGUACGAGAACUACCAGUACCGCGAGGCGGCAAACUUCAUCAACAGGCUCAGCCACGGAACGUUCAAGGUGAUUCUGCACGAGCUGCCCGUGGAUCUGUUCGUUGAGUCCAUGCCUAACAGCCUGUCCAUCCUGGAAGCCCUGUACGCCAAGGUGUUCCUCUCGGAAGGCCUGGACUUCGGCAUGAAACUGCUGAGGCCAGAGGAGGUGGUCAUGCAGAUGGUCAAGUUUUUCGCGAUGCACGACUACGACGCCAAGGCCAACAUCACGCUGCGUCGCGUGCCCAGCAAACUUCUGGCACCGUCCAGUCCGUUCGUCUUCAGCUGCAAGAAGCUGCUCAAGGUGAUCGUGCUGUCCAACCCAAAGGUGCGAAAGGUGGUGCGCAUGCGCAAGCAGGCCCUGGACAAGGCCAUCGAGGGCCUCGGACAGCACGGUCUCGUCUCCACCACCGACCAGAGUCUGAAGAACCUGCACGACGCGCUCAAGACCGAGUUCCAGAGGGUCCUGGAGACCUACAAAGAGGCCCUGCUGAAGCUGGAGGAACUCUCGCUGGCCAGCAACAACAAGAAGCCGCCGACGACGCCCAUCGAGGCCUCGCACCAGCGACAACUCUCCCUACGACAGCUCGAGAUCCAGGAACGGCUGAUCAAGAACAAAACGCUCCUCAACGUCGUCGAGCCCAUCCUCGGCAACCACUACCUGAACGUCCUGCUCGGCAUUUUGCAGCGCAGGAUCGAGUGCGACAAGGAUGCCCUUUUCCAGUUUACGCAGCUCAAAAAGGAGUCGGCCAAAACGUUCGACGAGUCGGCCAUCGUGGCGCCGAUCCUCAUGCGGUUCUCCUAUGGAUGCGAUCAGGUACUCGACUUGAUGAAAGGAAUAGCUGAAGACGACGACGAUUCAAGCGACAUAUCCGGUUAUCACUCUGACUCGGAGUCGACGGUAAUGGUGUCUGGCAAUUCUCCGUACACGAAGAAACCCGUGGCAAGAUCAGUGGCCUCAUCCAAAGGCUCAAACGGCAAGUGCUGUCCGAGCUGCGAAUCGUUCAUCCAGAACCACCAGCGCGAGAAGAAAAAGAGCGACUCGUCGUCGUCCUCGCUCAAGUCCCAAAUGAGCCGAAGGCCAGAAUUGCCGGCGCGCAACAGCCCACCUCUCGAAAACCCGUACUCCGUGCCAAACAGACCUCCGCCGCCGCCACCUUUGCCAAACUCAGUGCCACUAAAACGCAUCGUUCCACCCACCCCCUCGGAGCCAGCUGUGCCGAAGCUGGUGAUGAAAUACGAAUCCCUGUACGCCCAGGCCAAGGUGGACACCCUGGACGCGCUGGACAUCCUCGAGGAGCUCAAGGGCGCCGAGGAACUCAAAUCAAAAAUUCUCUUCUCAGUCGUUGUCCUCUCCUACCGUGCUGUCACUCUGGUGCUGGCCAAGAAGAAAGAGGCCAUAAGGAAAAUCCUGCAAAUGCCCGAGCCGGGCCAGGUGAGCGAGGUGCGGACAGCCUCCGACCAGCUCGAAGCCAGCAUUGAACUCUACCUCGCCAACACGGCCGACAAAUUCAACCUGUGUCAAACAGUUGAGGACGUUUGCUCUCAAAUUUGGACAGCCUUGUAUGACUACCCGUGCUUGAAAUCGUGCCAGGGCCUGAUUGCCUACGUCAGGUCAUCCGUUCAGAUGUCCUGGGCCCUAGUAACACAGAAUCCACCGCUAGCGCUGGAAUACGAGUUUAAGAAGUACAGACCUGAUCUGCACAGCCGUUUCCACGCUUCAAACCCCGAAAAGGACGAGAUCAGGACGUACCUUUGGCCCGCCCUCCUGGAGUCUUUCAACGGGCCCUGCUUGAGCAAGGGCGUCGUCAUCACAUAAGCAGAGAGUUUUAUUUAUUUAGUCUAUAGCUGAAAAAUAUAUGUAUAUAACUUAUUAAAACUGACCCAGAAUAAUUAUUUACUUGGUGUAUAUAUAUUUUUUUAAAUUUAUAACAAACUAGCAUUAUAGCGACUGGCUCAAAAAUAAUUAUUGUAUGAUAAUAAAACGAGAAAGAU